AUGGAGCUGGAGCAGUGGGAGCGGCGCGAGGAACACGAGUUCGCUAUGGUGUACCAUACACGCCGCGUUGGCGCACGUGUGGCCGGUGGCGGCGGACGUCUGCGCACGCCCGCCAGCCAUAGCGUCAUGUCAUCCACUGCUCUGCUGGUACAGGUGUACCGCGACGCGCUGCUGCUUCAGAGGGCGUGGGGUGUGAAUCAGGCACGCGGGGAAGGUUCUGUCAGGGACAAGUGGGCCCAUGCAGUGACGUCUCGAGUACGGCCCAGCAGUUGUAGAGGAAAGUGA
Molecule: messenger RNA, 285 nt
Organism: Trypanosoma grayi
Lineage: Eukaryota; Euglenozoa; Kinetoplastea; Trypanosomatida; Trypanosomatidae
Exons: 1
Coding region: 1-285 (94 amino acids)
Source: RefSeq, a predicted model, not a curated record